Messenger RNA from Erythranthe guttata (spotted monkey flower), 2334 nucleotides. Its product is annotated as neurochondrin family protein. The record is from RefSeq and is a predicted model, not a curated record. Lineage: Eukaryota; Viridiplantae; Streptophyta; Magnoliopsida; Lamiales; Phrymaceae.
UCUCUAUGUUUUAGAGUAUGUUCGUCCUUUGCCCGGUGAUUCAAUUUCCCCCAUCAUCUCCGCUGCGUCUCGUAAACAACCAACAACCUCUCUCUCUCUCUCUCUCUCUCUCUCUAUAAUGGAGCAGGUCCAAACUCUAGAAGCAUCUUCUGCUUCUUCUUCUUCCUCUUCUAGUUCCCCGUCUUUGGAAGAUUUUAUGAAGCUUUUGAAGGGUAAAACAGACUCCCAACGCCUAGCUGGUCUUCUUUUAGUCACUAAGUUCUGCGACAAAAAUGAUCAACACACCAUUCUUAAUGUCUAUCUCGCUCUUGGCUCCACUUUCCUCCACCGCCUCUUCCUCACUGGAAUGGGAAGAGGUGCCGUUGGAGGUGAUAGCUCCAACCGCGAGGCUUACUUGCGUUUGUCUGUCACGCUGCUUGCAUCUCUUGCUAGGGUUUCCCAGGUUGCUGCUACUGACGAAAUGGUGUCCAAAAUCCCCCUUAUUUUGGAGGUUAUUUCCAACGAAUCUGGCUCAUCUUUUCGCGAGGAGUGUUAUGAAUUUCUAUUUUUGGUGAGUGCUGCUCGUGAGGAUGGGAUAAUAACUCUGUAUGAUUCAGGAGGCGUGAAUGUUUUGGCGUCUCAAAUGGCUACUUUACCAGAUGGUUCCCAUGUGAUGGAGCUUGCAAUGAAACUUGUUCAGUUGAUUGUCAGCAAACUGCCUGCUGGAAAAGUUCACGUUGAUCAUCCUUCAGAGCUAUCAAAUAUGGUGGUUGCAAUAGCAAAACAGUUUGCUCUGCUGCAGAAUGCUUUGAAAUUUGACGCGCUUUACCUCCUCUCUAUUAUAUUGUCUUCAAGUUAUUCGGGGCCUGUACAUGCAGUGCUUCAGUCAAUGACAUGUGGUGAAUGGUCAACUUGCAUUCGUGUCGGUAUCAUGGAUGUUCUACAGAAUCGAGUUGCUCCUGCUGAGAAACUUCAGGCUCUUGUUCUUGCUGAGUGCGCUAUGUCCAUUGCUGGCGAAGAAUGGCUCAUUGGAUCAACGAUCUUACCUUUUGCACAUAAUUCUUUCCCUGAUAACCGGUGCAUACUACUUGUUUUGGAGUCAUCUAGGGUUGAAAUUGCUGUUAUCUUAAAUGAGCUAGCAUACUUAAAAUAUGAAGCAUCUAAAAGUUCACCUCCAAAUGCUGAAACAUUUCUCGUAAAGCUAAGGAAUCUUGGUGUUGCCUUCUCUUUGGUAGAAAUGAUUAUAAAACUCAUCUCAAAAUUUGGAGGAAAUGAAGAAUCAAUUUCAACUUGCAUACUUACUGAAAGCACUUUCACCAAGAUCAUUGGCGGGCUCAAUGAGACAAUUGGUGUGGUCCUUGAAUAUUUGCAUGAUGCGAAGGAUCAUGGGGAUAGAAAAGGGAAUGACCUUUUAGCUUCUGUCAGAAUAGUUGGGAGCUAUCUUGCAGAAGCACCUAGUGCAUGCAAAGAGAAGAUCAAGGAACUUCUUGGUUAUAUGCUAUGUGUUGAAGGGGAGGAUGAGUCUAGCAGCCCUUUUCAGUCCGUCUCCUUUUUGCUCCCUGUGCUGUGCCAAAUAACAAUGGACAAAGAUGGAUGUGAAAUAUUUGUCUCAGCUGGGGCAUUCAGAGCUGUUGUUGGUUGCAUUAUUUCUUUAAUUGAUUCAAGCCAUUCUAAAAUUGAUAGCAGUACCAUAUUCUUGGCAUGUGAUACAAUUUUGAAUCUUCUUUUAAAGAGAGAGGAAGUUGGAUUUUCCUUGGACAAUCUUUGUUAUGUGGAGCUUUUGCAGGCAUUGUCACGCUGGACAGAGGAUACAAUUGACACAUCUGUUAUCAUGAUGGCAUCAAGCAUAUGCUCAUUAAUACUGGAUACAACUUGUGAGGAAGCUCUUUUAUGCCAUCCAAAAUUUAAGCCCGACAACCUGAUUGCUCUAUCACAGCUCUUGAAGAGAAGUUUGGUUACAUGUGGUCAGGAAUUGAUGUCUGAUGAUAUCAACACCAACACGGAGGCUGAUCUUUAUCAGAUAGUGAGCUCAGGAUAUUCUUCUUGGGCAGAACGGUUUCCACAUGUCAAAGUAGUAGUUGAGGGAGGAGCAAAUUUUGUGAGACGAUCAUAAUAAUGGCGACAGUUUAGUUGGUUGGAGAAAGUGAUAAUUGUACAACCAUGUAUGUGUAUGUAUGUAUGUUGAGAUGAGCCGAUGAUGUAAUGCAAUGAUAGUUGGCAGAGUUGUUUAGAUGGUUUAUGGUUUUAGUACAUGUUUAUAAGAAAAGUUUAAUUUGAUAUACGAGUGUUGUUUCAUUAAAAAAAAAUAUAUGACAAAUAAUUUUCUUACUAAAUAUAUCACUUUUUAGUUUUUAU